This is a messenger RNA of Tetrahymena thermophila SB210, 540 nucleotides long. RefSeq lists its product as hypothetical. The record is from RefSeq and is a predicted model, not a curated record. NCBI's taxonomy places the organism in Eukaryota, Ciliophora, Oligohymenophorea, Hymenostomatida, Tetrahymenidae. The transcript is spliced from 3 exons.
AUGGACUUUAAUGAUAUAGCUGAAUUAAAUAGGAGGCCUACUCAUAAUAAAAUAUAAUAGAACAUUUAAAAUAAAUUUCAAUCCUUUUUACUUAACUAAUCAUAAGCAAAAGAAAAAAAGAUAAUCUAAGUUGAAGGACAUACAUUCUUAAAAAAGAGCUAAUCGAAAGAAAAUUUAGAUAAAAUAUAAGCCUUAACCAAUCGUAAAAAAGUUGGUAACAUUUAUGAGGAUAUAGAAGAUAUUAUAGAUAGAGCCAUUUCAGAUGAUGAAGAGUAAAUAGAUAUAUUAGAUAAUCUAAAUUAAUCUUUAGAUGAAGAAAAGUAUAUUGAAGAAGAGAGAAUAUAAAUGAAAAAGAAACUAUAUUUGGCUGAACAAGAAAUUCAACAAAAAAAAUUGGAGUAAGAAAGAUUCGAAAAGUUGAAAAAAGAGUUCAAAGAUAAGUAACUAGAAUUAAAGUGCUUUUGCAAAAAGAUAGGAACAAAAAUAGUGUUUUAAUGCGAAUUUUGUAAAGAGUUGAAAAAAAUAAAAUUAAUCAAUUGA